Molecule: messenger RNA, 6327 nt
Organism: Sinocyclocheilus rhinocerous
Lineage: Eukaryota; Metazoa; Chordata; Actinopteri; Cypriniformes; Cyprinidae
Product: sorbin and SH3 domain-containing protein 1-like
Exons: 25
Coding region: 1-3930 (1309 amino acids)
Biological process (GO): cell-substrate adhesion
Cellular component (GO): cytoplasm; nucleus; cell-substrate junction
Molecular function (GO): protein binding
Source: RefSeq, a predicted model, not a curated record
AUGGUGGAACAGAAACUACUGGCUGUGUCCGAAACUGAAGACAGCUCAUUUGCUGCCCUAUCAGCUCCACGCUCGGGUGAGCGGCGUGCGGUGACCGUCACUGAAUUGUGCUGCGUGCAGCAGCGUUAUCAAUACGGAAACCUGGACUGCUUCCUUAGAAAGGGCUCUCCAGCAGAGGGCACAGGGAAAUUUGAUGCAGCACCUGCAUGUCCACCCUGUCGGCGCACUGUAUCUGCUGUGCGAGUAACACCUUUGAGAAUCAUGAAGAGUUCCCCUGAUCUCAUGCCCACUGAGCUGGACCCUACCCGUGUUUGCAAGGGCAAGGGUGCUGUUACUUUGAGGGCCACACUAGUGCAUAUCGAUGAUGAGGACGGCAAAAGCCAAGAGCUAUCCAAGAACUCUGCCAAAAGUGGAUGGCUUGGUGCGGUCAAUGGAGAUGCCACAGAAACAAGUCUGGCAGAGAAACGUGUAAACAACACCGGAGCUGAUUUAAAUUCAACUCAAGUCAAUGAGACACCAAGAAAGGUGGACUCACUUGUAAGUGAGGGUCAGUCUCAGCUCACGUCCUGCCUUGAUCAGCCGAGUGCUAUUACCUCAUCAGCCAAAGUGUCCUCUUCAUAUCCCCCCACCAGCAGCGGCAACCCAACAAUUGUCCUGCUGCAGCACAGCAGAGAAGCUGUGGCGGAGCAGGGCGGUGGCACUAAUCGGAGCCCUACCGUCAGCCAGAAUAAAUCUUCCUCUGAGACUCCAGCAGACAUGGAAGGAAAGAGAAUGAGACUGUCUGAACAUUCAGCUGUCCCGGCACCCAGAGUCCCAGUACGGAACACAGAGCUGUCAAAGGACUGGUACAGAAACAUGUUCAAGCAGAUUCACAAAGUCCCAGAGCCUGUCGAAGAAAAUCCAUAUCGUCCCACCUACAUAUUUCCAGAGAGCAAUGACAGGCCACUAAAAACCAGAGAUGACAGGCCAUCAUAUGGUGGUGAGGAUGUGCGGGCAGUCCCUCGUUCCAAGAGUGCUGUAGACAUGGGGAGCUCCAGAGGACAGCUGCCUGUGCCAACACGCACAUCUUCCCUAAAACCUCAGAGGAAUGAGUGGGAGCCCCCUGACAAGAAAGUAGACACCAGGAAGUACCGCGCCGAGCCCAAGAGCAUAUUUGAGUACGAGCCAGGAAAGUCCUCAGUGCUGAAGCUAGAGAGACCGACUCAGGACAUAAGUCCAGAAGAUGUAGAUUUAGAGAAUGAGCCUUGGUAUAGGUUCUUUUCUGAAAUGGAGUUUGACAAAACGCUGCAUCACACUAAGAGUGCCCCCUCUUUCAGCCCCUUGGAAACAUCUUCUGACCUACAGCAAUACUCAGCCUGUAAAGCAGGCAACGGUGAAGUGGAGAAGAAGGACAGCUUGUCUGCCAGUGGGCAGGCAGCUCCGGAAUGUGAACGGCACAUUUACAAGAGUGUCCUGGAGGGCGGCGACAUCCCACUGCAGGGCCUGAGAGCGCUUAACAAGCACCACCCCAGUACUUCUUCUAAAGUGGAUUAUAAAGGUGGGAAUGGCUGUAUGAUUUCAUCCUGCUCUUCUGUAAAUACUCACUCAGUUCAUGCCACUAAUGCACUAGCUUUUCAAUAUAAGACUAAAAAGUCCUUGUCCGCUGCCAAAGCCUGCAUCCCUCAAAUCCUUCCCUCUAAGUUUAAGCCCAGGCUAUCGCCCUCUACCGAUGAGAGCCUGGAAAGACGAACCGAGCCGACACAACAGCGGCCUAAGGCACACAGCUGCGAGGAUUUGCAUCAGGAGACUUGUGGCUCACACAAUGGAGAUACGACAGAUGCCGAUCACAGGUUAAAUUCAGCUUGCAAGGGCAAUGGUUCACCAGAGAGCAGGAACCUGCAUAAAAAUGCGCCUGUUGUGGGAUCUGUGAGGAGCACAGCCGAGUUCUCCACCCUCUAUCGGAACAUGCACAACAUUCAGAGGCCGAGCUCCCUGGGCUCCAGCCCCCAUGGUAGUGUCCGUUGCCUGGCUUCCUUUUUUGAGAAGCCGGGGGACGACAUUACCCUGGAGAGGACUGAGAUCAUGCCCCGGGAUGCUGUCACGUUUCGGGUGAUGGAGUUUGAGCGUAUCAUUCAGCGUUCGAACUCUGCGCCCACUCGUUCUGCCUCAAUGCCCAUACUCCCUAGUAACCCAAGUCCUUCCCACAGCCCUACACCGACCUGCUUCCUCCAGUCUGCUCUGUCAGCUGAGACUCUAGUCUUGCCAGGGCCUGCAAACACUGAGGACUGUCCAGCCAUGAAUACAGAGGCCCAGACCCCCAAAGAGGAAGCUUCUGUAUUGUACGAGUGCCCGAACACCUCAAGAACUGACUUCCCUUUGGAUCUAAAUGAGGGCAAAUCAGAAGAGAAAAACAGUUGCAUUCAUGAUCCUGCCAAAGAGACGCCCUCCGGUGGUACCUCAGAACCCACAGGUCACCAUCACCAUGAUCACUUCCCCUUCCACACCAAACAAAGCAAGUGUAAAGGCACCUGCCCGGCCUCCUACACACGGUUCACCACAAUUCUCAGGCACGAGCGCCAACAGGCCAACACCCAGCAGCAGGAGAAGAAGUGCACUCCCCCAAGGAACUUGCUUCUGAUGGGACCAGCCCCUUUCUGCUUAAGGAGGUCCCUACACAGUCAACAGGCCAUAAAGACUUGUGCACUCUCUGCCAUGAAGCCCAUGACCGGAGAUCUCAUCUCGGCCAAGCUGAAGCCUAUGAUUCCCCAACGCCUGUCCUCUUUGGAGGUGCUGGAGAGGCUCAGUAAUGGAGAGAGCUCUCCCUGUGAGGGGUGCAACUCGGAUGACCUCAUGGAUGUGGAGGGCUCAGAAGCCAGUAAAGAUCACUCUGAAGGUGGCUAUAAUGAGAGUGUCAUGAGUGUCAGAUUGUCCACACUCAUGUUCGGGCAUGAUUCUGUGUGUGAUCACUCAUCUUCCUCCAGCCUUUCUUUCUCCUGUCUGCUCCUCUGUCAUCACAGAGGGGAGCGUAUUACACUGAUUCGCAGAGUAGAUGAGAACUGGUAUGAAGGCAAAAUUUCUGGCACUAACCGGCAGGGUAUCUUCCCUGUCACCUAUAUAGAGGUGCACAAGAGACCCCGAGUGAAAAAUGGAGUGAACUACCCUGAUCCCCCUAUCAGCCAGUCACCUUAUCGGAGCACUAAUGCCUCUCCACAGCCUAUUCGUAAUCGGCUCACCACCUCCCCUCUCCCUCUCCCGCGGUCUCCCCGCCGCUCGAUCUCCCCUGAAGUCCACGCCGUCUCCAAUGAGUGGAUUUCGCUCACUGUGGGCGGGGGGGUGCUGGGCUUGAGGGAAAUUAUGUCUGACCCAUCUGGUUAUUGGCUUACUGGGGGCAACAGGCUGGAUCAGGAGUUCCAGGAAGGGGAUGGGGCUGAAAUAGACAGGGCUGGCAGCCUCCGCAAGGCUCUUUACAGCAGGAACAAUAGCCCAGCAGAGCCAUUAAGAAAUGAUGUAGAAUAUUAUGGGCGAUCUUCAAGAAGUCCUGUCAUGCUGUUUGACAUCCAAGACAACAACAUGAAUGCCAAUUCAUUCACGGAGGCAGUGUGUAAUGAGAUCAUGAAUAUUGCAGAGACCUCAGUGAGGUACUGCAGCACUUUGUCACGCCCUAUAGACUCCGCCCACCGACUCCUGCCUCCUCCCAGUAAACACUCUCUCAUCAUUUCCCAGCAACCCCUGUCCCAGAGCAGCAGUCCCGAGGCUGGACGCAUGAGCUGUGGGAUAUUCCAGGCUCUGUACAGUUACAUGCCUCAGAAUGAGGACGAGUUGGAGCUGCAGGAAGGAGACCUGGUCAGUGUCAUGGAGAAAUGUGAUGAUGGCUGGUUUGUGGGUACAUCCAAGAGGACAAAACAGUUCGGCACUUUCCCAGGAAAUUAUGUGAAAGCUGUUCAUUUGUGACAUGAUACAUUUGAAGAAAUGACGGUUUGUAUGAAGAGAUUCUAACUAUGCUUAAGCGGCUUGAUCCGUUUGGGACACUCUACCUGUUGACGUCAAAUGAAGACUUUUUCUCCCCUCCAAAAUUUGGUCUUUCCCAGAUGAAUGUCCAGGUAUGUGAUCAGUUAGGUGUGCGGCAUGUCAGCAAAGAACAUGCGGUUCAACUGUACUACAGUGGCAGCAUUUGUUGAAGGAUUUAGAAGAAUGCAUUGUUUUUGCUUUUUGAAAAUGCUCAGACUCAGCUAUAAGCCAUUAAUAUAAAAUAUAUCAGACUUGGAAAAGGUGUUUAAGUUUACAGCUGUGAAUUGUACUGAAGUACAACUUCAUCACAUACCUGACAUUACUGAAAAACAUGAAAUUCUACCAUUUAUUUUUGCUAUAAAUGUUUGAUGGACUUGGAGUGUUACCAUUAGAGAUGACAGUGUAUUUAAAGCACCUGAAGAUGUCUGUAUUAAGGGUUAAUGGUCAGAGAAGCUGUAAAAGGAUCAUAGAAGUUAAGUUUAGCCAUUUAAAAAAGUGUUUCAAUUUCAAUUUACACUCCCAUUGUGUAAAAAAAAAUGCAUAUUUAUGGAACUUUUUUUUUUUUAUCAUACUCUCAUGAAGAGUAUGAUGUAAAUUUCUCAAUGGGGGCUCAAUGGAUGAGACAACAUUAGUAUUUGCAAAUCCAAGCAAAGCCAUUUGUAGACAUCAAAAUGAUGUAAAUCAGUGUUGGUCAUGUUAAGGAGGAAAACGUCACAGCACUUACUGUAUGCUCAGAUUUUAUUGACAUAGAAAAUUAACACUUUACAGUAUGGUCUGAUUUGUUAACAUUUGUUAAUUGGAUGAGAUGUUAAACCGAGGUCCUGACUCUGUGUGGUCAUAAAAAGUCCCAGGAUGUCCCUUGAAAACAGUAGGUGUGUUUAGGAGUUUAGAGAAAAGCGCUAUAUAAAUGUGACAAAUUAUUAUUAUUAUUUAUUUUAAUGCAUUAGUUAACAUGAACUAACCGUGAGCAACUAUUGUUAACAAAUGAAACCUUAUUGUAAAGUAUUACCAAAUUUCUGUUCAAAAGAUUACGAUGGAGUGACCAACUCUAGAAACUCCGGAUCUACCAAGCUUUUUAUUUGGUAACAAAAAAGAAUCAAGCUUUAAGCGCUAUGUAAAGUUGUGAGGUGAAGGGCUACAACUAAACCGCACUAAACAGAUCUGAACAUAUUUAGAUGCUUUGCCUCAAAACAUACAACAAAUAUUUAUUUGCCUGAGUAAUGCAUAUUUUGCUCUUUCAGUCAUCCAUUUUUGAAUUGGUUGUUCUGAAGAGUGUAUUACGAGUCUGAGGUGCAGUAUUUACCUCUGUUAACAAGCCUUGAUAACAUCUUAACCAGGUACCAUUUGACAGUGACAUUUACAUAGUGUUAUGCCUGGUAAUAUGGUUGCAUGUUGGGAAUCGAUGAUCCAUAUAAGAUUGCCGUACCUCAUUUUCAAAGUGCCAUUCACAGUAGAGGAUGCUACAUGAGGACUGUUGUGUUCAUUUAGUUAGGUAGUCUCCAUUGAUUAGCUUGUGGUCUUCCUUAACUGAAUGUAGUUCACAUCUACUCCAGGUUGUAGAUUUGCUUUUGCUUCCUUUUUUAAGAGGUAGAAUUGCAAAUUUGAAGAUGAAAUUGUGUCUUUUUGAAUCUCCCCUUUAGUUAUAUACGGUCCAUUCCAUUUAAUGCCAGAGAACGUGCUGCUAGAGAGCAUGAGGGUCGUCUGAGACUCUUACGCUUACCAGCCUUCUGUCCAAUUCAAAACGAGAAUUAGGAAAAGAUCACUUGGACAGAAAUGAGUCAUUUAAAGUAUCUAGAUAAUAUAUUUUUCAUUUUUUUAAACCAGUGGUUGUUGCUAAAACCUUUGUCAAUAAGUAAUCGCAUAGAAGAUCAACAAGAAAUUAAAAUACGUAUAUGUGAUCUCUAUUGAAUAUGAACUUAAAAAUGUGUUUCAAGACCGUUCGUUAUAAGAUAGCGUAGCAUAUCUGAAUGUAGUGCUCUGAGAAACUUUUAACUUGGAUGUGAACACAGUUAAAAUUCACAGUUUUCCUGUUCUGUCAGAGUUGUAAAUAUGUAAAGUAAAAUGAAUGAAAGUGACCGAAGUUGCAGCAACCUCUAUGAAUAUUACAGUUUAUAUUAAAUGAAGAAUAUUAGGAAAGCACAGAGAUUUGCUUAACACAGGCCGUCUCAUAUGAUUGAAGGAGUGAUUCUGACACUGUUGGGAUUGAAAUGCCUUUCUGUCUCAUGGCUUCAUUGAACUGUGCCUCGUUUUAUUUUAUUUUGUUUUAUUAUUAUUAUUAUUGCCUUGAGGUAAACACGUUACUUUUUAAGGACUUUUCAAAGUAAGUUUUAGUGUGUCACA